UGCAAUAGCAAUAUCAGUUCAACCUUUUCCAGCCGGAAAUAAUCAAGCAAUAUCACCAUGAACUUCUACAAGAUCUUCGUUUUCGUCGCCCUCAUCCUGGCAAUCAGCAUUGGACAAUCGGAAGCUGGAUGGCUAAAAAAGAUUGGCAAGAAACUGGAACGUGUUGGCCAGCACACUCGAGAUGCCACAAUCCAGGGUCUGGGAAUCGCUCAACAAGCCGCCAAUGUAGCGGCAACUGCCCGAGGCUGACGACUAUGCCACACUAUUUCUAUUUAUCAUAUUUAAAAUAUUUAUUUAUUCUGUUGUUCUAAGGAAAUAAAAAUAGAGAAAAAUA
This is a messenger RNA of Drosophila rhopaloa, 334 nucleotides long. RefSeq names its product cecropin-2. Gene Ontology annotation, biological process: defense response to Gram-negative bacterium; defense response to Gram-positive bacterium; antibacterial humoral response. Gene Ontology annotation, cellular component: extracellular region. Lineage: Eukaryota; Metazoa; Arthropoda; Insecta; Diptera; Drosophilidae. The record is from RefSeq and is a predicted model, not a curated record. The coding region runs from base 58 to 249 and encodes 63 amino acids. The transcript is spliced from 2 exons.